CAAACGAAGCCUAAAAAAAGUGAAAUAAGAAUGGCACAUGCGCACCCAUUCCUCCUUCUGAAGUAACGGACCGCAAACCACGGUGGUGAGACGGUGACAGUUUGCGUCGGUCUCUCCCACUCACACUCUUUCAUUUCGUCUCUAGCAAGCAAAAUUCAUACCAUGGACUUCGCCACCACACUUCACUGCUCUUCACUAGUCCUCAUCAUCAUCUCAGGAUUUUUGUUUCCGGCGAUGGUUUCUUCUAUCGGAAUAAAUUACGGUCAGAUCGCCAACAAUCUCCCGUCACCGGAAAAUGUCAUUCCGCUUAUUCGAUCGAUCGGUGCUAGCAAAGUCAAGCUCUACGACGCAGAUCCACGAGUCCUUCGUGCAUUUGCCAACACCGGAGUCGAAUUCAUCAUUGGACUCAGCAACCAGGACUUAGUGAGGAUGAGAGAUCCACAACAAGCUCUAGCUUGGGUGAAGACAAACGUUAAUGAAUUCUUGCCGGAAACGAAAAUCACCUGCAUCACCGUCGGAAAUGAAAUUUUGACAUUCAACGACACUUCUCUUAGCAGUAGCCUCCUUCCGGCUAUGCAGGGCGUACACACUGCUCUGGUGAACCUAGGGAUAGACAAGCAAGUCACCGUCACAACUCCACAUUCACUAGCUGUGAUGGAGACUUCGUAUCCGCCGUCGGCCGGAGCUUUCCGCCGAGAUCUGACGCCGUACAUCACUCAGAUAUUGAAUUUCCAUGCCAAAACCAACUCGCCUUUCCUCAUCAAUGCCUAUCCCUUCUUCGCAUACAAGGCCAAUCCGAAGCAAGUACCGAUCGACUUCGUCCUGUUUCAGCCUAAUUCAGGCGUUGUAGAUCCGGUAUCGAAUCUUCACUACGACAACAUGUUAUUCGCUCAGAUCGACGCCGUCUACUCUGCUCUCGCUUCGUCAGGGUUCAAAAAGCUUCCGGUGUGGAUCUCGGAGACCGGAUGGCCUUCCAAGGGAGACGAAGACGAAGUCGGAGCGACGCCGGAGAACGCGAAGAAGUACAAUGGCAAUCUGAUGAAGCUGAUUUCUCAGAAGAAGGGGACGCCGUUGAGGCCGAGCUCAGAUCUGAACAUCUACGUGUUUGCUCUGUUCAACGAGAACAUGAAACCUGGACCGACUUCGGAGAGAAAUUACGGUCUGUUCAAGCCUGACGGAACGUUGGCGUACCCGCUCGGGCUCUCCACAACCAACAUACUAGGGAACACGAGCUCUAAUAGUUCUAAUGCAAGUUCCGGGAAUUCAACGCCGGCGAGCUCGUCGACGGGUUAUUUAUCUAUUUCUUCUGCGUCGGGAAAAUUACAAUCUGCAAGCAUUUCGUUGUUUUCGAGCCUUGUGGGGUUGUUGAUGACAUUGCAUUUAUAUAGAUCUGAAUAGUUUUGGAAUUGAAAGGGCUUCAAAUCUACAUGAGCUUUAGACGGUCACACACAGUAAUUAUAGGAGAGAGAGAGAGAAAAGGAGCUUCAGAGACAAGAAAAAGGGGUUAUGUCAACGAUGGUGUUAAUUUUAAGAUGCUGUGUGGUAAUAGGGAUAGGGAAUCAUUUAAAUAUAAUUUACUGAUCAUGUAAGGAAGACUAUGGAUGAGACAUCAUUUGAUUUAGAUUUAUUUGUAUCCCCAUUCGUUUUUGUGUAGCGGAUAAGUUAUUGUUAUAAUGAUAUGGUGUGUACUACUA
Molecule: messenger RNA, 1694 nt
Organism: Cornus florida
Lineage: Eukaryota; Viridiplantae; Streptophyta; Magnoliopsida; Cornales; Cornaceae
Product: glucan endo-1,3-beta-glucosidase 11
Exons: 4
Coding region: 163-1398 (411 amino acids)
Biological process (GO): carbohydrate metabolic process
Cellular component (GO): plasma membrane
Molecular function (GO): hydrolase activity, hydrolyzing O-glycosyl compounds
Source: RefSeq, a predicted model, not a curated record